AUGCUCACCACAAAUCAGACACCAAUCGAUAAAGCGCCAGAGAAAGUACCAGAAAAUCUUUGGAAUGAGUAUACAUUAUUUGGACGAAUACCUAUAUCAAAAUGGUAUUUUGAUGAAAGAUCAGUGCCAAAAGCAACCGAAUGGAAUGAUAUUGAUGAAAAUUUGAAAGAAGGAGUCAACAUUUUCAAAAAGUCCACAUAUGGGACUACAACACAAACCGUCAUUGAUGCAAUUUCUCGUUAUAAAGAUCAUUUUAAAGGAAAAAAUGGAGCUGUUAUUGGAUCGCAAAAUCCAUGGAGAUCAAGAUUAAAUCUGAAAAAGCGAUCAGCUGGAUUCAUCCAUUUGAAGUGGGAAAGAAUUGGACAAGAUUCGACCGAAGAUACGGUGAUCCACUCGAUCCAUGGGGAGAUU
Mesorhabditis belari is the source of this 411-nucleotide messenger RNA. The record is from the annotation of a GenBank genome assembly. Lineage: Eukaryota; Metazoa; Nematoda; Chromadorea; Rhabditida; Rhabditidae.